CCAAGGGAUCCCGCCAAAAAAAAUUUAAACCCCAACCGUCCCCGUCCGCGAGCGCGCCCUCCCAUUGGUCGGGGACUGCGCGUGACGUCAUCGCCCGCCCAGCGACUCCACCCCAACGACAGUCGCGUCGGACGGUUUGGGGUGUCUCCACGAUUACCGUCCGGGUGGGACGGACGUUUCGCUGCAGUUUGGAUGCUGCCUGAACUGCUGUGCUCUUCCAGCACCACUGAUCCAGAAUCUGGGUUCCAGCAUCUGCAGUCAUUGUUUUUACCCAACUUCUUAAUGUCGAGCGAGUGUACCCUCAAUUACCGUCCGGGUGGGGCGCCCCUUCUGACUGACAGUAGUAUAGAUGCCUCCUCGAUUACCGUCCCAGUGGGGACCCCUUCUCCCCCCAUUACUGUCUCACGGCGCCUUGGGCGUCCCCUCUAUCACCCUCAGGGCGACUAUUCUCUGUGAAAAAUGUUCACCUGCCUCCCAAGCUCUCACUGGGAGACGGAUUCAUCGGCGAUCUCACCCUCCUCCCCCCAUACUGCAUUUUAAAAUUUCUUUUUGCAAGUAGUUGUAACUUUUCUCAAGUCGAGAAUGAAACAUGUCUUUCAUAACUAUAUGGGCCCACUAUUUUAGGCGGUAGUCCAGGCCUCUUGGUCGCAAUAGUAUUGUUGGACAGGGAUUAAGGCGUUCAAAACAAAUCCGAAUUCAGGGAUGUUAAAUGGGCGGACGUUGUCCUGUCAGCGAUAUUUUAGGAAGCGGAUUUUCUUAAUGGUCAUGACAAGAUCGAUACGAAACUUAAGCGGUGAUGUUUACGUCCAAUAUUCCAGAAUGAGAGAGGGGGCGGGGAGGAGAAAACAUGUGCGCUGCCUAACCGCAGUGUUUCCGGCUCGGUUGUAAAAACACGCCGACUUGGCUCUGUUACGGGUAAUUGUCCUCCUCCCCAGAUAAAUAUCAUGCCCUCCUGGGUCAUGAGGAGCUGCAGGGCCGUCAGAGCUGCUGCAAUCUGGCUGGGUACCCAUAGAUUUCCCCUGGCCAAUCCCCCAGGCCUGGCCAGCUGCUGCUGGAAUCUGCCGCCUCUGGCCUGCAGAAGGGGCAUCUCCCAGUCGGCUAUCCUUCGGGAGGGUCACCAUACAGAGGGUCCAGCCUGGCUGGACCCGGCCACCAACUCGCAAGAAAGGGAGAAAAGUUCAACUUCGCCUCCGUGCUGGCACAGACCUGUGAUGGUUAGGGAGGUGAUUGAUUUUCUGUCACCCAAACCGGGACAGAUAUUUUUAGAUAUGACUUUUGGGGCUGGAGGCCACACAAAAAUGAUCCUUUCCCAAGCUUCUGACAUCUCAGUGUUUGCCUUGGACAGAGAUCCAAUAGCACAUGAAAUUGCAAAACAGCUUUCCCAGACAUAUCCUGCUCGGAUUCAACCUUUUCUUGGAAGAUUCAGCCAGCUGGAGAGCUUAUUAGUGGCAUCGGGCGUAGAGACAGACACUUUUGAUGGAGUUGUCAUAGACGCAGGCUGCUCCUCUAUGCAAUUAGAUGUUCCUUGGCGUGGGUUUGCAUUAAGCAAAGAUGGUCCGCUUGACAUGAGAAUGGAUGGAGACAGGUACCCCGACAUGCCCACCGCAGCUGACGUGGUGAAUGCCUUAGAUCAACAGUCACUUGCGUCCAUCUUGAGGAUCUACGGAGAAGAAAGGCAUGCAAAGAAAAUAGCUGCAGCAAUCGCACAGGCACGCAGCAUCUAUCCCAUCACUCGCACUCAGCAGCUCGCCAGUAUAGUUGCAGGAGCAUUUCCAGCAGCAGCAAUGUACGCUCGUAAAGACCUGCUUCAGAGACCUGCGCAUGUGGCAACCAAAACAUUCCAAGCCUUGCGAAUCUUUGUGAAUGAUGAAUUGAAUGAGUUGUAUAAAGGACUUAAAACAGCUCAGAAAUUCUUGAAACCUCAAGGCCGCUUGGUUGUGUUAACAUUUCAUUCACUUGAAGACCGCAUUGUGAAACGAUUUCUGCAUGGUAUUGACCUAUCUGAGAGAUCCAACCAAAGUGCAAGGCAAAAGAUUAGACAAGGACUUAGAGAACAGAAAGAGGAUGGCGCAACCCACCCUGAACAGACAAUCUUGAAUUGGUCACACACUCAAAAGAAAGUGUUGACCCCGGGCCCGGAGGAAGUUCAUGAAAAUCCACGUGGGCGUUCUGCAAAGCUUAGAGCUGCCAUAAAACUGUGAUAGUCAAAGUUUAAGAACAUUUUCUUAAUAUCCCAAGGCUAACGGAAUUUGACAUGUAUGUGUUUUUGUAACAUUCAGUGAAAAUGUUGACAAACAAAGACGUCAUCUCAUUGUUGCUGAUAUAAAAAAUAUUCAGAAUUGGAAGGGAGAGAUUUAAAUGUGUUUAAAAUGGUAUGAUUGUUAUUUAAGACUCACUGGAACAAUGGAGACCUGCCAAAGCAGUGAGUUAAGCAUUAGCCUCCCAUCUCUAGGACAUGAGUCGAAAUCUGUCCAAAACUGAUUGGAUGAGUCACCCCAAUUGACGAAACUUGAUAAUCUCCCUGAAGAGUCAGUGCGUUGUGCAGAGAAAUGGUGAAGUCUUGCACUGAGGGAGGAGGAUACUCUUCUUGGAUGUAGGCUCAGAUACAUUAUUGGGCCAGAGAAAAGGGUGUUGCAAGAUCCAACCUGAUUGGAUGCUGCCAUUAGAGUCCAAAGAAAGCAUGUUCUAUUUCUCACAUGAACAUCCUUAACCUUUUCUUAUGCAAAAUUUGCUAAGGGAAUCAGUAGAAUGCGGAGUAUUCAAAGAUUAAAUGCUUAUUAAAGAUGUGAUAAACCUUUAUAUUCUUGGAAGUGAUCUCUUAGAUCUUAGAUCUCUUUUAUAUCUUUCCCCUCUCAUUCUAAAUCUAUGCCCUCUAGUUCUGGACUGCCCCACCCACAGAAAGGACUUUGUCUAUUUACCCUAUCCAUGCCCCUCAUGAUUUUAUAGACCUCUAUAAGGUCACCCCUCAGCCUCCAACCUUCUCGGAAAAACAGCCCCAGCCUGUUCAGCCUCUCCCUAUACCUCAAAUCCUCCAACCCUGGCAACACCUUUGGAAAUCUUUUCUGAACCCUUUCAAGUUUCACAGCAUCCUUCCGAUAGGAAGGAGACCAGAAUUGUGCGCAAUAUUCCAAAAGUGGCCUAACUAACGUCCUGUACAGCAGCAACGUGACUUCCCAACUCCUGUACUCAAUACUCUGACCAAUAAAGGAAAGCAUAACAAAAGCCUUCUUCACUAUCCUAUCUACCUGAACUCCACUUUCAAGGAGCAAUGAACCUGCACUCCAAAGUCUCUUUGUUCAGCAAUACUCCCUAGGACCUUACCAUUCAGUGUAUAAGUCCUGCUCUGAUUUAUGUAGUUCAACACCUGCAGUCAACAAAUGAGCAAGAGACAUGCUAAAAUAAAAAGCUGACCUAAUUAUAAGAGGAAUCCAGAUGCUUUGUUGAGUUAUAAAAAGCAAGAAGGGGAGACAAAAAAAAAGAAUUGCACAAAUGGAAUA
Messenger RNA from Hemiscyllium ocellatum (epaulette shark), 3497 nucleotides. It is a transcript of the gene mettl15, whose product is annotated as methyltransferase 15, mitochondrial 12S rRNA N4-cytidine. NCBI's taxonomy places the organism in Eukaryota, Metazoa, Chordata, Chondrichthyes, Orectolobiformes, Hemiscylliidae. The transcript has 5 exons. Gene Ontology annotation, biological process: rRNA base methylation. Gene Ontology annotation, molecular function: rRNA (cytosine-N4-)-methyltransferase activity. The coding region runs from base 945 to 2201 and encodes 418 amino acids. The record is from RefSeq and is a predicted model, not a curated record.